AUGCUCCCAAAGGACACCCUCGCGCCCGAGGGAAGGGACGCCGAGAUUCCACCUCGGCAUCGCUUUAAGAUAUUGGUUCCUGAUGGCAAUCGCCGCAACAACCAGAUCGCUCCCUCUGCGCAAUCCGCCCGAGCUCAGACUGAUACGUUGAGCAUGCAGGGCAUGGGCGCUUUAUACAGACAACAGUGGAUAUGUCCCCGGAGGCGACUCCGACCCUGCUCCGCCAAAGGGGUGAAACCCCACGACAUACGCAGGGCUAAAAUAUUUAGCUACAAGCGACGAGAGGAGAUCCCUCACCAUAUGACCCAUCGCCAGCAUUGCCCUCAAAGGGGUCGAAGGGUCCCAGAGAUUAUUCCUGUACAGCCUGCAACCCCAGAUCAGCCCGAGGACAGGGCAGCGGCUUCCAAGGAUGAGCAUCGGAGGCUUGAGAGACGCCCAAGGGCAGGAAAUAAAAACCACUAUCGCCGGCCCGAACGGGCUCAAGGGUAUAUUAAGCUCGAGUCGGAUCCCGACUCGGAGACUGAACCCGAGGACAAUUCAACCGCAAUACGCGUAAAGGCACGGCCCAAACGAUACUAUCAUCAGCCAAGACAAAUCUCCAGGACACGCGCCCGCAAAAUCGUUUCGAUCCAGGAGCACAAAGGGCCAUCGCCCUCAGCCCAUGCAGUCGGGAAGGAGCCGGAAAGCCAAUUGAAGCUCAAGUCGCAACACGACUCGGGGACUAGAUCCAAAAAUAGUCUACGCGAUCGAAAGCGACGACAGAUAAAAGGUACAAAAAGAAUAAAGCUUUAA
This is a messenger RNA of Nicotiana attenuata, 792 nucleotides long. RefSeq lists its product as uncharacterized. The coding region runs from base 1 to 792 and encodes 263 amino acids. Lineage: Eukaryota; Viridiplantae; Streptophyta; Magnoliopsida; Solanales; Solanaceae. The transcript has 4 exons. The record is from RefSeq and is a predicted model, not a curated record.